CAGGAAGCGGAAGCCGGCGGUGGUGACGUGGGCGGCGGAGCGGCGGGGCCGCGAUGGAGGGGCUCUACCACCAGACCAACAAGCAAGUCCACGAGGUCCAAUCUUACAUGGGGCACCUGGAGACUUCAGACAGAGAGUCAGUGCACUUAGUAGAAAAUGAGAUUCAGGCAAGAAUAGACAAUAUCUUCAGCAACUUGGAGCGCCUGGAAAUCCUGUCCAGCAAAGAACCUCCCAAUAAGCGCCAGAACGCUAAGCUCCGAGUCGACCAGCUGAAGUACGACGUUCAGCACCUGCAGACGGCCCUGAGGAACUUCCAGCACCGCCGCUACGUUCGGGAGCAGCAGGAGCGGCAGCGGGAGGAGCUGCUGGCACGGACCUUCACAGCUAAUGACUCUGACACCACCAUCCCGAUCGACGAAACCUUACAGUAUAACGAAUCCCUCCAGAAUGCCCAUCGUGGCAUGGAUGAUCUUAUUGGCAGUGGGACCAACAUCCUGCAGGGGCUGAGGGACCAGAGAGUGACAUUAAAGGGUACUCACAAGAAGAUCCUGGAUGUUGCCAACAUGCUGGGCUUAUCCAACACGGUGAUGCGGCUGAUCGAGAAGAGAGCCUUCCAGGAUAAAUACUUCAUGAUGGGGGGAAUGGUUGUGACUUGUGUCAUUAUGUUUCUCGUCGUGCAGUAUCUGACAUGAGCUCCUGAACUAUCGCCAGAGCAGAUGGUCUUUUGGAGCAAGAUGGACUGUCCUCCAGAGUGUACUUUCCUCCAAGUGCUGCUUUGGAUAAGCCCCUCCUGUGAACUUCAGAGUUUACAAACCAGACUCACACACAUGUCAUGUGGAGAGCACGUGAAACAGGGAAAUAGGGGAACAGAUUUCUCUGGGGACGCUGUAGUUGAGAAUGGCCCAUGUAAAAAACAUCCCUGUUCUUUACUGCUUCCACCUCAUGGUCUGCAAAGUUGAAGAGCCUGCUGCAAGUUGAAGAAGCUGGUUAAAUAGGAGGCUGGAGUGAAAAUUUUGCCCAGCUGCAUUGCAAGGUAGGAGUGUCCUUCUGAGUAGGUAGGGAGCAGAGGAUGCCAGGGCAGAGCAUAAGAUGCAGUAAGCCUUUCCCUGAGCACUGUAGCUUGCAGCGAAAGAAUGUCCCAAGGAGAACUUGGCAUUGUUUGUGGGCACAGGAGGUGGUGUGCAAAAAGGGGUGGGGAGUGAAGGGCUCCUGUCACAAACUCACUCUGAUGCUUGGAGGGAGGAGGAAUUGUGGGGAAGGGUCUGAAGGCACAUUGAGAACCUCAGCUGACUUUUUGGUUUACACACACAGUAUUAACCAGCACAAUCUGCACGGUUUAGGCUGAAAUCCUUCCUCCAAGGUACGUUCUGGUACUUUUUUAUGCCCUGCUGCUUCUCAGUGGAAGCUGAUGCUGUACUCCUGCCUGCUCCCAGUCACACGCACGUCGGGCCUGUGCCAUCACUCUGGGCAGCACCAAAUCCAGCCUCUAAAAACUGUAAGACUGUGACUUUUUUAAUACUCGUGCACAUCCCAUCCUGGUGAGCUGUAUUCAUUUCCUGAGGGGGUUGGUUGGGGGUUUGUGCUCUGUCGCUGGUGUUUUCUGGAUUGACGAAGCAGGAGAGUCCUGGCUGUGCUCACAUUCACGUCUGAGAGUCUCACAGUCACAGUGAGCUCUCUCUGCUCUUCUGUGUGUUGAGAGUUAACGGUGGGAUCAGCAACAGACAUCACACAUGAAGUCAGAUGUUGUCAGAAGGGUUUCCUGAACUUAUGUGCGUUGGGGUGCUAAACAUUCCCCGUCCUUGGGAAGGGUGUUCUUGGUGUUACCCUUUGUACCUGCGAGAUUCCUGUGAAGGACAUUUGCCCUCAUCCCAUCUCACAGGUGGUGGCCAGCUGAGGUGCAUCUCCUUGGUUGAAGACAUCUGUCCAUGUUUAAACGUUCCCAGUGAGACCUGUCUUGUUGUUUGAUGUGGCCCUCCUUUCCCUGCACUUGGGGGGCUCAGAGUGUCCAGCCUGAGAUUUUGGGCAUCAUCCAUUUCAGUUAGCCUUCAGCCACAUUCCCAUCCCCGUUGUGUCUGUGUCAGGAGUGUUUCUGGCUGUCUGGCAGUGGCACAGAAGACUCACGUUCAGACUCUGGCACAAUGCUGCUUCUGGGUUUUUUUUUUCUGUCUGGAGUGGUUUUGGGUCUCUUAGUGAGUAACAGAUGGCAAGUCCUGCAUUUGAUCUUUGCUGCAAUAAGCUUUGCUCUCAUUGUGUAGCCUGUUGUGCACUUGGAGAAAUGGUAUUUGAAGCUGUAAAAAAUGAAUUCCAGUUGCUGUGGGCGAGUGAAAGCAGCUGUAGCCCUGUGUGUUUGCAGGGGCACAGCAUCGAAGCCCAGAGGGAAGACCCCAGUGCCGUCAGCUGAGGAUGGUCCUUGGGGGGCUGCAGUGGCCGUGGGGCCAUUGGGUGCUGCUGCUUUGCCCAGCCUGCCCAAGGCAACGCGUCAGCAGACCAAGGCCAGGGGUGGUUUCAUUUGAGCCCAUGGGUUUGGGGAAUUGAAAGGGGGAAUCUGCAGUGGCAGAUCAUCUAUGUUACAGUACUUUAAAUCUUACAUGUAAGUGUACCUGACGUUUAUUUCAGUAUGAAAUGCGACAGACACGGCAUUCUGUGCACUUUUGAGGUCAUGUACGGGAUCAGUUGGGCACCUUGUCAGGGAUCUCUAGCAAAUCUUUUUCUGUUCUGGUAGCUGGUCGUUCCCUCUUGAUUUUACAACUUAAGUGUUUAAAGGAUGUCAUUGGUCGGGGUUUAAAGUAUAUGCAGCUGUGACACAGCGUGGCAGGAUUUGUGUUAUGCCAAGGUGGGACUCUUGCCCAUUUGUUUCCUUCUUUGGCUCAUGGUAGGAGGCAUAAAAUAAUUAGAACUGGAUUUUUUGGUGUGGUUUUGAGCCCUUUUGGACUCUCCUCGUUCUUGUGCCGGCUCAUUUUCCUUUCAUAAGCUAAGUGUCAUUGCCAUUCACUGUGUCUAAAGGGGAGAUGUGGGGCUUGAAGGAACCACUUGGGUAGCUGGAUUUGAUGAUGUGCAACUUCAGACAAGUCUUUACUAUGCGUUAAGUCCAAUAUGACUCACAAGAGUAUUGGUGCCAUCUCAGUGUACAACCCUGGAAGCCUUUGUUGCUGCAGCGUGCCACAGAAGCAGCAUAGUGCUGCUCGCGUGAAAUGGGACAGAGAUGAAGCCUGAGUGGCUUUUCCAUGUGCUGCAGCUCUCUGUGGAGUUCCCUUUCUCACUGAAGACUCCAUCUCCUUCACCAGAGCUGUUCUGCUUCUGUGACACAGUGAGCACUGCCGCUGUUGAUGAGCUCCUCUCUCGGGAGAGGGCAUAAACUUCCCUCUGUAGAUAUAAACUUCCCUCUGGAGCGUCUUACCAUAUAUAAAGGGGCACAUGUGAUUCCUGUGAUGCAUUACGUGAAUAAAGGUUUUUCAGCUGAAA
Messenger RNA from Colius striatus (speckled mousebird), 3462 nucleotides. Its product is annotated as Golgi SNAP receptor complex member 2. The transcript has 6 exons. Gene Ontology annotation, cellular component: endoplasmic reticulum membrane; SNARE complex; ER to Golgi transport vesicle membrane. Gene Ontology annotation, molecular function: SNARE binding; SNAP receptor activity. Lineage: Eukaryota; Metazoa; Chordata; Aves; Coliiformes; Coliidae. The record is from RefSeq and is a predicted model, not a curated record. Gene Ontology annotation, biological process: intra-Golgi vesicle-mediated transport; vesicle fusion. Bases 54 to 692 code for a protein of 212 amino acids.